Bactrocera oleae (olive fruit fly) is the source of this 1471-nucleotide messenger RNA. RefSeq names its product 17-beta-hydroxysteroid dehydrogenase 13. Gene Ontology annotation, cellular component: lipid droplet. Gene Ontology annotation, molecular function: oxidoreductase activity, acting on the CH-OH group of donors, NAD or NADP as acceptor. The record is from RefSeq and is a predicted model, not a curated record. Lineage: Eukaryota; Metazoa; Arthropoda; Insecta; Diptera; Tephritidae.
GAAAUGUUCUAACUACAUACACGCUGACAGUCAGUUCUGUGAAUGUAGAACGGCGCUCUACCAACGACCGCUGCCUGAGCACAUAUAUACGAAUAUGUCGCGAUUGUGUGUGAUCAUUCAUUUGGUUCGUUGAGCGGUGCACGCAUUUCUAAAUUUUGCAUAGUUGGAAUUCUGAAUCGGCCAGUUACGGUUUAUUGUUGCUCUGGUCUAGGGAAAGUCCACACAAUUAAUAAGGAUAUGCGUUUGCGUAUUAUUCUUGACGUUACAAAUAUUUCUUUAACACAUACAAAUAUAAUUUUUCAUUAAAAUUUGUGUAUUUAAAAUGGUGCAACCGUCGAAUUCCGUGAGCUCCGACAGCACCAGCAAUAAUAACAAUAAGAACAACAUUGAUAUUUACAAUAUAGUCACCUUGGUGUUAGACAUAGCACUGCUGAUAUUUAAGUUCUGGAUUUCGAUAUUCGAGUCGAUAGUUAAAACAUUUGUGCCACAAGAAAUCGAUGUCAAAGGUCAAACUGUACUGAUCACUGGCACUGGACAUGGCAUCGGCAAGGAGCUCGCCUUGCAGUACAGCGCACUUGGCGCUAAGCUCAUCUGCUGGGAUGUGAAUGAGGAAUCCAAUCAGCAGACAGUCAAGGACAUCAAAGCUUACGGUGGGGAGGCGUACGCUUAUACGUGCAAUGUUACAAAACGCGAAGAGAUCAACGCCUUGGCUGAGAAGGUCAAGAAAGAGCAUGGCUUUAUCAAUAUUGUUGUAAAUAAUGCUGGUAUUAUGCCCUGUCAUCCAAUCCUUGAACACACCGAAACUGAGAUCAGAACUAUGUACGAGAUCAAUGUGCUGGCGCACUUUUGGAUUAUUCAAGCCUUCCUUCCCGAUAUGUUGGUCCGCAAUGAAGGACACUUUGUCGCUUUGUCAUCGUGUGCUGGUAUCUUCGGAGUGCCAAAUUUGGUGCCAUAUUGCGGUACAAAGUACGCUGUGCGUGGUCUAAUGGAGGCGCUUAGCGAAGAAUUGCGACACAAGAAUCCACAGAAUAAUAUCAAAUUUACCACCAUCUACCCAUACAUGGUCGAUACCGGGCUUUGCAAGCGUCCACGCUUCCGCUUCCCCAGUCUACUCCACCUGGUCAAGCCUACAGACGCGGCAGCGAGCAUCAUUCGGGCACAACGCACCAGCAUAGAGCACGCCAGUAUUCCACGAACAUGGUUGCAUUUGGAUAAAUUCGGACGUUUGCUGCCACGUAACGCUAUGCGUCUACUAACUGACUUCCUCGAUUUUGGUGUAGACUCAGAUAAAUAAAUGAGUGCGUUGGAAAUUUUAUAAAAUAUUGUAAAUAUUAUUUAGUAACGCUGUAAUUCGAGAUAUAUGUACAUAAACACAUACGCACAUAAUAUUUUAUUACUUUCGUAAAAUGUUUGAUAUCCGGAAGCUGAGAGUAAAAUAAAACAGCAAAUUUUUCGUAAAAUGUUACAUAAA